Molecule: messenger RNA, 1282 nt
Organism: Drosophila busckii
Lineage: Eukaryota; Metazoa; Arthropoda; Insecta; Diptera; Drosophilidae
Gene: Or47a
Product: putative odorant receptor 98b
Exons: 4
Coding region: 1-1218 (405 amino acids)
Biological process (GO): detection of chemical stimulus involved in sensory perception of smell; sensory perception of smell
Cellular component (GO): plasma membrane
Molecular function (GO): olfactory receptor activity; odorant binding
Source: RefSeq, a predicted model, not a curated record
AUGCCAAAUUCUGGCGAGGACAUCAGCAAUUUGUGUUUCUACUGCAGUCUGAGCAUGUCAAAGUUGAGCAAAAACUUUUUUAAGAUGCAGGGCGCAUACUUUAGAUUUUUGGGCUUUGAUAUAGCCGAUGGCGAGCAGGGCUGGCAGUAUCCUUGGAAAACGCUCUGGUGCAUGUUACCAUUGGCCGGCGUACAACCGAUGAUUGUUGCGUAUAUUAUAGUAAAUGCUGGCAGUGUGGAUAAAGUGGAUAGAAUGACAGAAGCUAUAGCUUCUAUAUUGCUGGAUUUGCUGUCGCUUUUCAAGCUUGGGCUCAUGAUCUGGCAGCAUAAGGAGUACAGACGACUUAUUGUGCGCUUUCGUUCGAUGCUUACACAAGCUUGCGACGAUUGGAUACCAGCGCGCAUUAUAAAUGAAGAAAAUGAACGAGAGCAGCGCAUAAGUCAGCGUUAUAAAUGGAGUUUCUUGCUCACAGGCGCCUUGUCAGCUUUAAUGCCAUUGAUAACAACAAUGAUGAUGUAUCUGAACAGCGGCGUACUGCAGCCGCAAAAUAGUUUUCCCUGCGUCUAUCCCUGGAACAAUGAGCAUUUGCAAAAUGCACUGUUCAGUUAUCUAUUCACUGUGGCAGCCAUAUUCGGUGUCAUCUCUGGCACCAUUUGCAUGGAUGCCUUCUUCAUGUCCUUGACGCACAAUCUGGUGGCUUUGUUCAAAGUAGCGCAAUAUCAUAUGCAAUUGAACACGACUACGUUGCAGCAAACGCAGACUCGACUUGGAGUUGUAUUUCAGCUAUACAAGGACACGGUGGACAUAAGCACCGCUGUGAAGCACAGCUUUCGUCCUUUGGUCUGUGUGCAACUGGUCAUAGCCUCGCUGCACUUGUGCGUCAUCGGCUAUACGCUCUCGAUGAACUUCAAUCAGGUUCAGAUGCCGUUCUAUGUGAUGUUCACCAUGUCGGUGCUAUCUCAACUGGGCAUGUACUGCUAUUGCGGGCAGCAGGUCAAGACGGAGAGCAUUAGAUUUGCUGAAGCCAUCUACGAUUGUCCUUGGUAUAAGUCGGCUGCAACUAGUCCAGCUAUUGGACUCUCGCUGCGCAUUUCGAUGAUGCGCGCUCAACGUGGCUGCAUCAUUGAUGGCUACUUCUUUGACGCCAACAUGGAGGUAUUUCUAACGAUUGUGCGAAAGUCCAUGUCCUAUUUCACUUUGCUGCGUUCGAUUUCCUAGACAAAGUUUAAACAACAGUUUAUAGCAAUUUUUGUUUUAUUGCUUGUAGCUUGCUGUUACUGCU